Molecule: messenger RNA, 2018 nt
Organism: Melopsittacus undulatus (budgerigar)
Lineage: Eukaryota; Metazoa; Chordata; Aves; Psittaciformes; Psittaculidae
Product: E3 ubiquitin-protein ligase ZNRF1-like
Biological process (GO): protein K48-linked ubiquitination; proteasome-mediated ubiquitin-dependent protein catabolic process
Cellular component (GO): membrane; intracellular membrane-bounded organelle; cytoplasm
Molecular function (GO): ubiquitin protein ligase activity
Source: RefSeq, a predicted model, not a curated record
GCAUCUAGCUGGCUGGCGGCGGUUAGCAGCGAGGCCGUGCCUAGCCGAGUGGGGCCCUGCGCUUCUGCUGCCACAUGGGCAGCAGCUGAUUGUCGCCCGGCUGCUUGGCCGCGGCCCGGGCAGGAGAGAGGCGGGUGGGGCGACCCGGCUGGCGUCCACACAUAUCCCAGUUCCCUCGCCGUCUCGGUCUCCCCUUUAUCUCCUACGCGGCCCUGGAGUCCUCGGCGGUCCUUGCCGGGAGUGACGGCGGCGGCCUCGGAGCGGGGAGGAUGUCUGGAGCGGGGAUGGGUUUUCGCCCGUAGUUGCCCGUGCCUCCCCUGCUUCCUUCCGCCUUUUCUCGCUUCCCGGGGGCGGCGCGGCCCCGUUCCUCACGGGAGGCUGUCGCUCGCCUUCCUCCGGCCCUGCGGUGCCCAUAUGGGGGGUAAGCAGAGUACGGCGGCCCGUUCGCGAGGCCCCUUCCCGGGGGUGUCGACUGAUGACAGUGCCGUGCCGCCGCCAGGAGGAGGGGGGGGGGCCUCUCCUUUCGGCCAUUAUCGGGCGGCCGGCGGUGGCGCCAUGGGGUUGCGCAGCCGCUCAGUCAGCUCUGUGGCUGGUAUGGGCAUGGAGCCCGCGGCGGCCGGCGCCGUCCCCUUCGGGCUGUACGCGGCUGCGGCAGGGGAGGCCGAGCGGGCUCCGGGCGGCGGUGGCGGCGGUCCGGUCUCCGACUCCACGUACGCCCAUGGCAACGGUUACCAGGAAACGGGAGGCGGUCACCAUAGAGACGGGAUGCUGUACCUGGGUGCCAGGGCCUCACUGGCCGACGCGCUGCCCCUCCACAUCGCACCGCGGUGGUUCAGCUCGCACAGUGGUUUCAAGUGCCCCAUUUGCUCCAAAUCAGUGGCUUCUGAUGAGAUGGAAAUGCACUUUAUUAUGUGUCUGAGCAAACCUCGCCUCUCCUACAAUGAUGACGUGCUGACCAAAGACUCUGGUGAGUGUGUGAUCUGCCUGGAGGAGCUGCUGCAGGGGGAUAUGAUAGCCAGGCUGCCCUGCCUCUGCAUCUAUCACAAAAGCUGUAUAGACUCAUGGUUUGAAGUGAACAGAUCUUGCCCGGAGCAUCCUUCCAAUUGACCUACUGGGUGUACUUGCUGAUUUCUCUCUGAGAACCAUCCAGGAGAAGACGAGUGUGAGACCAGUGGAGCGACCCACUCUCCCCUCCACAGUUGCUGGUCACCAGGAGAGCUCUUCCUGCCAGGGAGGCCCCAGGGACACCCUCAGCCAAAACCCUGCCAUGAUGUUUGGCUUUUCACCCCCCAAAAAAAGGGGGAACUGUUGGGGGAAAACAGCUGGCCAAACAGAGCAUGUGGCAUUCCUCAUCGGCAACCCCCACCUGGACCUGCCCCAUGGGAUCUGCUCGGUGGUUUUGCGCUGACUCAACAGGAAUUUUCUCCUCUUUCUUGUCUCCCCUUUGGAGAUCUCCACCCCAGGCCCAGCAGUAUGAGAUGGGGGACUCUGCCCUAUGCUGGGAACAGGGACACUACUCCCCUCUGCUGAGCCACAGGGGUCUGUAUCAAGUGUUUACAAUGAAUAACAAAAAAAAAAAAGAAAAAAACCACUAACCACAACUGAAGCUUUGUGUUGAUUGUCACGUUCUUUGAUUUGAGCUUUCCUGCCCCAGUGAUGUUUACAGACUGGUCACUCUUUAACUCAGCUAUAACCACUCAGAGUCUGGAGAGCUGCAGCAUCCCACUGCCCCUCUGCCACCCCUUUCUGGGCUCCUCUUGCCAAAACUCCUUCCUUGCCAUCUCCUUGGAGUCGAACCCUUUUGAGGAGGGGAUGGGGAAGGUCCUCGAUGGCCUCUCCCUGGCCACCCCAGGCCAUGGCAGUGGCUUUGCCAGAGGUGCCAAGACUGAGUCAGUUCCUGACAGUGAUCCCCCAGCCAGGUGCGUGGUGGGUAUGUUUUUGCUGGUGAGGCCUACCCUGCUGGUGGCUGUGCCCCUGUGGGAAACCUUUCUGUAUUUAUAUAUUAAAAACAAGGGGAA